CUCUGACAGUCAUCAACAACACGCGUUCGUUCCAUAAUGCCGCAAUAAACGCAAAUAUUCAUUGACAAACGCAAAAUAUUUAUUCUCUAUCAAUUGCCCUUCCAGUUCCGAUCCAAGGAAGAGGGACAUCGCCUACUCUUCCACUUCUGGGAGGGCCUGGCACACGACCCCGGAUUCGGUCACCUCAUCUUUCCUGGGUGCCCAACGACUUUGCUCACGACACAAGGAUCCCAAAUGACCGACGCGCCAAAUAAAAAUAUGAAAUCUGAGAGACCGGAAACUCUUGGUUAUAAUGACUGUAUCGAGAUUCCAUCAACAGAGGAGCCGAUCCAUUCAACUCCGACGCCAAGGCAACAAACAUCAUACGUGCCUCAAUUCUCUGCGACCAACAGCUUAAUCCUAAAUCGAAUAAAGCUCAAUUCACCUAAUGCAAAUCCAACCAUCGCAGCCACAGAAGGUCGAGCCUACCAAUCGAACAAUGUCGCCAGUAAGGGCACUGGAUCGAGGCCAGCGCAGAACAUGAGCGACACUCUCAGGAUGCCAUUGCCCCCCUCAUCAGCCUCUCAUCAUAGUCCGAAAUCAAGCACUCGGGACUUUCUGAACGCCAGCUCAAAGAGAAAGCGGGAUGCACCAACCGAUGUGGACUUUACUCAGAACACGAUCCAUUUUCCAUGGGUUGACCAACCAAAGAGUCUGCCCUCUGAAGGUCAAGCUCAGCCCAAAAAGCUGAAUUCUGGGAAUUGUUCGAAAUGCGAUGGACAAUCCCGGGCUCCCGAAGACACCUUGGUUGAAUGCAGCCGCUGUCUCAAAUUCUGGCACCAGCAGUGCCAUUCUCCUGCAGUCACCAACGAAAUGGUAAAGCUAGUUGGUUUUGUGUGCGUAACGUGCGUGGCAGAACAAGAACAAGCAGCCAACCUAAAAAGGAAAGCAAAUCACCAAAGACGAGAUGAAAUAGAGACGUUGCGCCAGAAGCGACUGGCCGUUCUCCCUCAAGGUGUCGUCCCUGCCAAGUCUAAGCUUGUCGGAUUCGGUGCCGGUCGUGCCCCUGACUCUGCACGCAACGAAUACUUUUCGCAUGUGAAGAAAACAGAUCUUCUCAACAUUCUUUCCUUAUGUGACCAGCUCAAACCACAGCUUCUUGCGGACAUCCUCGUUUCAAUCUCGAAAAAACACCCUGACCUACCCAUAUUUGGUUCGCCCGAUUGGGAGACAGAAUUGCCGAGCUCCCAGCGUCCAGCGAAAGGCUCAAGGGCAGAUGAGAAGCCACGACAUGGACAUGUGAUCCUGAACGGGAAAGCUAAGCUGAAGGCCAACGCUACAAAGAAGAUCUUGAAACGCACGCGUGUUAUAGAGGUCGUUACGGAUAUGCCUGGAGAAGACGUGGACGUGUUGCCGCCAACAUGGGCGAAAGCCGAUGAAGGGUUGUACGCGAAGCUGCUGUUACCGGACACGGAGGACAACGGAUUGCUCUUGGAUGAGAACGACGAGGAAUCUUUUAGUCACUUCUUGGUGGACAACUUCGGGAAACAAAUUGUGGAGGCGGUUGGAGGUUAGGCCGACGACAUGUGACGGCGAUGUACAAUUAGGUUCCUUGGGAGAGGCAUCCCCUUGUCCGUGUUUCUUUUCAUAAUCAGUCUGUGCACACAGAGUUUCGAUAGCAAGCUAAGGUAAUUCAAAAGCCCCUGAAUCUAAGUGAUUUCGUUA
Ilyonectria robusta is the source of this 1704-nucleotide messenger RNA. RefSeq lists its product as uncharacterized. The record is from RefSeq and is a predicted model, not a curated record. The transcript is spliced from 2 exons. The coding region runs from base 235 to 1554 and encodes 439 amino acids. Lineage: Eukaryota; Fungi; Ascomycota; Sordariomycetes; Hypocreales; Nectriaceae.